GUGCAUGCAUGGAUCGCCUCCUCAUUCCAUCCGUUCUCACUCUUCUCUCUCUCUCUCCAUUAGGUUGAACAGGAUGAGAUCUCGAUUGCACAUCACCUUCCAUUGAACGUGUAGCAUGCAGUAUUUGAGCUUGCUGGGUUGUGGUGAUCGGUCGCCGGGGGGAUAUGGCUGGCUUCGUCAGAUCGUCAUCCAUUGAUACGUGUUAGGAGUGGCUAGCAUCGUUUCAGAUCUGCAUCAUGUUCUUCUGAACCUCAGAGGUGAGGUGCCAACUGCUAGGCUGCGGGCCGGCGUUCGUCGAUCGUCGCCAUGGGGCCGGAAGUGGCUGUUGCACUUGCGGUGGUGGGAUGGUUCGUCUCGCCGCACAUAACCAAGCUCAUGGAGGUCGCACGAUCCUGCGCUUCCAGCAAGUACAAGCUGCCAAGGGGCAUGAGGAAGAAGCUGCUGAAACUGGCGCAAGAUCUGGGGGACAUCAAGGACUUCCUGGAUCCAGCUACUAUGGGGGGCUCCGUCAGCGACAGGACCUGGGUCAACCGUCUGUGGAGUCUCAAGGAUGCCAUCCAUGACGCGGAGGAGAUCCUGGACUUGUUCGAGUGGCAUAUCCUUGAGGCCGAGGCAGCUAAAAACCUUAAGAAGCGCUCCGGCGGUGGUGGUGGCAGUGCUAGCAGCAGUGGCAGGAAAUCCGCAUAUUCUUGGUGGAUUUUCACCACCAACACCAGUGGUCCGUCACUGAAUCAGCUCAAGGAAGUGCUCAAGAACCUAGGGGAGCUUCGUGAGAGGAUGCGAGAGCUCUGCGAGAAUCCUGCCACUCGGCGUGCUGUACUUUCUCCACUCUGCAGAGCACCCUUGGGCCCGGAGCCAGUAAGGGAGAAGAAGCUCUUCUUCGGGUACGGCGUGGAGUAUGAGCAGCUAGUCUCCAUGCUCGGGGACGGCAACUGCAAGGACAAGAAAGUUAUCUCCCUCAUAGGCCAUGGCGGGAUGGGGAAGACCGAGCUUGCUCGCCAGGCGUACCGCCAUGUCCGAGGCAAGUUUGAUCGGCCCAUAUGGGUGCCUGCCUACGGCAAGAAUGCUCAGUUUGACCUUCUGGCAGAGAUUUGGAAGUCGGCCGUCGGCGAAAAAUCAGUCCAGGAGAUGAACAUUUCUAGCCUUCAGGACAAGCUCAAGGCACAACUGGCAUCCCAGAGGUGCCUGCUUGUGCUGGAUGAUGUAUGGAGCGACGAAAAGGACAUGAACGAGAGCGAGAGAAGGACUGCGCUGCGCUGCUUCACUGAUUUCGUGGGCGUCGGGAGUCGCAUCGUAAUGACGACGCGAUCCAGGAUUUGUUCGACGAAACUGGGCGCAGAAGAAACCAUCUUCCUGAAUGGGAUCAAACCUGAAGAGAUGAUGCUUCUGCUCAACGACACCGCAAAUCCCAGCGCCGAUGGUACCAGCGGCAUCCAGGGGAUGCUCAAAAGCGACGUGCUCAAGCUCAAGGGGUCCCCUUCGGCGGCCAUAGAGAUCGGCGAGAAGUUGAAGGCACGAAACGCAAGCUGCGGGCGCGAGCGACGCGGCGGCAUCCUGGCAAACAUGGAAUGCCACAUCGCCGGCGUGUUAGUAAGCCAUCUCGCCAGCUAUGACCAUCUGCCACCGCACCUCCAGCGUUGCUUCGCGUUCUGCAGCAUAUUCCCAAACGGUUGGAGGUUUGAGCCUGAGAAGCUGACCAAGAUGUGGAUGGCUCUUGGUUUCGUCGAGGAGAAGGCCCAUCAUCCUCAGGUUGGAAAUGGGAUGAGCAGCAUGGAAGACGUUGCCAGAGGCUAUUUCCAAGAGCUGGUGGACCGCUCCUUGUUUGAGUUAGAACAGAGCAAGGGUGGAGGAGACAAACAUAAUCGGUACGUGAUUCACGAGCACAUUCAUCGGAUGGAUACGUGAUGCCUCUUCCAAGAAUU
Triticum aestivum (bread wheat) is the source of this 1922-nucleotide messenger RNA. RefSeq names its product disease resistance protein RGA2. The transcript is spliced from 2 exons. The record is from RefSeq and is a predicted model, not a curated record. Gene Ontology annotation, molecular function: ADP binding. The coding region runs from base 307 to 1905 and encodes 532 amino acids. Gene Ontology annotation, biological process: defense response to other organism. Lineage: Eukaryota; Viridiplantae; Streptophyta; Magnoliopsida; Poales; Poaceae.